Cylicocyclus nassatus is the source of this 5903-nucleotide messenger RNA. Lineage: Eukaryota; Metazoa; Nematoda; Chromadorea; Rhabditida; Strongylidae. The record is from the annotation of a GenBank genome assembly.
GACAGCGCUCGGCUGCAUCUCAGUCGUUCGAUUGUCGCCAUGAAGUCGACCGGCUUGUGGCUUCUUCUGGCAUUGUUCGCCAUUCAGGCGUGCGCCGAUGUCUACCAAGGGAGCGCAGCAGAUCUUCAUUAUAGGGCCAAAAGAGCUGCAGUGGAAUUGCAUGAUUGGCUAACAGCGGAACAGAAAGAAGUGCUUGAAGGGCUCAGAGAUAAUCCAGAGCAAUUUCACGACAAGACCGUAGAAUUCUAUAAGCAACUACCUCAAGAAAAACGAGAUGAGUGGGACAAAUUCUACAAAAAAGAAUGCGUCGCAUGGAUUAAGGAGGUCGCUACCGAAGAAGAGAGGAAUGAAUUGAAACAGCUCAAAGAGAAAAAGGAUAAAGAAACUAUUAUGAAAAAGAUCCACACCUAUAGAGAACGUCUAUCAGAAGACAAACGAAAAAUGAUUGAGAAAUUUGAGCCAGAAUGUCUCAAACUCUGGAAGGACGAAGUGUCACGAAAGCGACGAGACCUCGAUAAAAAUUUCGAUGAGUUCACAAAAUGGAUGACAGAAGAACAGCGGAAAACAAUUUCGGAAAUGAAGGACGCUGGAAAAUCUGAUGAUGAUCUUCGCACCAAAGCUAAGGAAUAUUUUGAAGCUCUUCCAGCUGACAAACAAACCGAGUUAAAGGAGGAAUUCAAAGGAAAGUGCAAGGCAUUCUUCAAGAAAAUCUCAAAGCCCGAAGAGAUGGAAAAGAUGAAGACAUUGCACGAAGCCGGUAACGAUGAUGAGGUUCGUACAAUCGUAAAAGGCAUCAUUGGACGUCUUACUGGUGACGAGAAGACACUAGCUGGCAAAAUGGAAGUGCUUUGCCAUGAUAUCUUCACUGCCAAAGCUAAGAGAAGACGAGACAUUGACGAGAAAAUCAACAAGAGACUAUCGUGGAUGACAGCAGAUCAAAAGGAGCAAAUCAAGAACAUGCACGCGUCCGGAAAGUCACAUGCUGAUAUUCGAGCUAAAAUCUUUGAGUUUCUUAGCGAACUGGAAGGACCGGCAGGCAUCGCUGCCAGAGAACAAACCCAGAAAGAAUGUUACAAGUGGAUGAACGAUGUGGCUACCGAAGAAGAAAUUGCUGCUUUGCAUGAAAUGCAUGAACGGGACCAUGAUGGUUGUAAGAAGAGAGUCAGGGAGUUUAUUGCGCGACUGCCUGAUGAGAGAAGGGCUGAAGUUGAGAAAAAUCUUCCCUUCUGCGAAAAAGUUUGGUACGGUGACCACGAUCAUCAUGGUGGUCAUGACCACCAUCAUGGACACCACCGUCGCCAGAUUGCUGUGAGAAGACGUCGUCACCUGAAGGCCAUCGAUAAGUACCUGGACUGGCUGACCCCAGAACAGAAAAACACGCUUGUGGACAUUGAGAAGAGUGGAGCAGAAUUUGACAGUGUCAUUGCAAAAGUGAAGGAGUUCUACGGUAAACUUGGUGAAGAGAAGAAAGCGGAACUCAAGGCGAACUUCAAGUCACAAUGCUCUGCGUGGGUGAAAGAAGUGGCGACUCCGGAAGAGAUGGAAAAGAUCAAAGAAAUGCACAAAAAUAAGGAUCAUGCCGAGCUCAAGAAGAAAUUGGCAGAGUUGGAGAACAGGUUGACGGAAGAACAGAAACACACCGUCGAGCACGUUCGAGAAGUAUGUCUUGGUGUGUGGGAAAUUCAGAAUAGCCGCAGAAGAAGAGGUCAGGAAUACUUUACCCUAGAAAAAAUUCUUGACAACUACCUUACAUGGCUGACUGAUGCUCAAAAGGAGGAGCUGAAAUCUCUCAAAGCUGCAGGAAACAAAGACAAGAUUUAUGACAAAGUUCUUUCCUACUUAGACAACGCUUCAGGAGAACAAAGAAAGAAGGCUAUCGAAGAUUUGCAGAGCGGAUGCAAACACUACAUUAGAAAUAUUGUUGGUGACGAAAAGGCCGAUGAAUUCAAGCAAAUGAAGGAAAGCGGUGUUUCACCGGAUGAAAUUGCAAAGAAAAUCGAGGUGCUUGUCGAUGGACUCACGAAUGAGGAGGUAAAAGCACAAGCGAAGAAAGCUGCACCAGUUUGCAAAGCAGUCUAUUCUGCUGCUAAACGCUUUAGAAGGGAACAUCAUGAACACAAGUUGGACGAGGAGAUGAAGAAGUACCUAACGUGGCUUUCAGCGGAUCAAAUGCACAAACUGGAGGAGAAAUUUGAGAAGGAAGGUAGAGAACCUGGUUACAAUCUGGUCAUGGAGAUGUUUGAAGCUUCCAGUGGUGAAACUAAAGCAAAGGCGACGGAAGAAUUGAAAUCCGCAUGCAAGCACUUUGGAAGAAAACUGUUAGGAGACAAGAAUGCUGACAUUAUCAAGGAGAUGAAGGAUAGUGGAGCCACAAAUGAGGCGAUAACGAAGAGGGUAGAGGAGAUGAUUGCCGAGAUUUCUGAUCCCGUCAAAAAGGAACGAGCCGAGAAAAUGACUGCAGGAUGCAAAAAGAUCUACGCUCACUCUAGAAGACGGCGUGGCCAGGAACUAUACACCUUGGAGAAGGUGCUCGAAAAUUAUCUGACGUGGUUAAAUGAAGACCAGAAAGCAGAACUGAAGAAGUUGAAGGAAGCAGGCAACAAAGACGAGAUCUACAAAAAGAUUGUUGCAUUCUUGGACGCAGCUUCAGGAGAUCAGAAGAAGAAGGCUAUAGAGGACGUACAAACUGGAUGCAAGCACUACAUCAGAAACAUCGUUGGUGACGAGAAAGCCGAUGAGUUCAAGCAGAUGCGGGAAAGCGGCGUAUCUCCAGAUGAAAUUAGCAAAAAGAUUGAUGCCCUGGUAGAGGAACUGACCAAUGAGGAAGUAAAAACGCAGGCGAAAAAGGCUAAAGUUAUAUGCCUGGCUGCAUUCACAGCACCAAAGCGUUUUAGACGAGGACAGGAACUGUAUACUUUGGAAAAAGUGUUGGACAAUUAUCUUACUUGGCUGACAGACGCACAGAAGGAAGAGCUGAAAUCGCUAAAAGCUGCAGGGAACAAGGACCAAAUUUACGACAAAGUUUUGUCUUAUAUCGAUGCUGCUUCCGGAGAACAAAAGAAAAAAGCUAUCGAAGAUGUGCAAAAUGGCUGCAGACAUUACAUUAGGAACAUAGUUGGUGACGAGAAAGCCGAUGAGUUUAAGCAAAUGAGAGAAAGCGGAGUGUCAGAUGACGAAAUUGCUAAGAAGAUUGAAGCGCUUGUUGAAGGUCUCGACAAUGCAGAAGUGAAAGCCCAAGCUAAAAAGGCGGCACCCGUCUGUAAAGCAGCUUUCUCCGCUCCGAAACGCCUCAGAAGAGGACAGGAACUCUACACAUUAGAGAAGGUUCUUGAUAAUUACCUGACGUGGUUGAACGAGGAUCAGAAAGCAGAAUUGAAGAAACUGAAGGAAGCAGGCAACAAGGACGAGAUCUACAAGAAGAUCGUUUCAUUCUUAGACGCAGCUUCAGGAGAUCAGAAGAAGAAGGCAAUCGAAGAUGUACAGACAGGAUGCAAGCACUACAUCAGAAAUAUUGUUGGCGAUGAGAAAGCUGAUGAAUUCAAGCAGAUGAGAGAAAGUGGUGUUUCGCCCGAUGAGAUUGGCAAGAAGAUUGAGGCACUAGUGGAAGGACUAACCAACGAGGAAGUCAAAGCACAAGCCAAGAAGGCCAAAAUCAUCUGCCUAGCAGCUUUCUCCGCUCCGAAACGACGCAGAAGAGGACAGGAACUCUAUACCUUAGAGAAGGUCCUUGAUAAUUACCUGACGUGGUUGAACGAGGAUCAGAAAGCAGAGUUGAAGAAACUGAAGGAAGCAGGCAACAAGGACGAAAUCUACAAAAAGAUCGUAUCAUUCUUAGACGCAGCUUCAGGAGAUCAGAAGAAGAAGGCAAUCGAAGAUGUACAGACAGGAUGCAAGCACUACAUCCGAAAUAUUGUUGGCGAUGAGAAAGCUGAUGAAUUCAAGCAGAUGAGAGAGAGUGGUGUUUCGCCCGAUGAGAUUGGCAAGAAGAUUGAGGCACUAGUGGAAGGACUAACCAACGAGGAAGUCAAAGCGCAAGCUAAGAAGGCCAAGAUCAUCUGCCUAGCAGCUUUCACAGCACCAAAACGAUUCAGAAGGGAACAUCAUCAGCAUACCUUUGCGGAAGCAAUGGAGAACUACCUCAGCUGGCUCAGUGAUGACCAGAAAAUAGAGAUGAAACAGUUACAUGAAGCUGGAGACAAGGGCGCUCUAUAUGAAAAGGUCAUGGAAAUGUUCGAUGCUGCUACAGGAGAGACGAAAGAAGAAGCUGCUUCCAAAUUGAAGGACGCUUGCAGGCAUUAUGUCAAGGAUUUGAUCGGCAAUGUAAAUGCAGAUAGGAUUCAUGCAUUAAAGGAAAGUGGUGCGACAAAUGACGAGAUUGCCACUAGGGUUGAGGAAAUCAUAGAGGAAAUAAGCGAUGACGAAAAGAAGGAGCACGCUCUGAAAGCUUCCAAAUACUGCAAGAGAAUUUAUAAUGUGGCGCGUCGAAUGAGGCGAGAUGAACAUGAACAUGAUGUUGAAGAAGCUCUGGAGAAAUUCCUGACAUGGUUGAGCGCAGAUCAAAAGGACGAAGUUAAGAAAUUGUACGAAAGCGGAAAACGUGAUGAAAUUUAUGGAAAGGUCAUGGAGUAUUAUAAUCAAGCGGAUAAAGAUGUGAAGGAAAAGGCUACGUCAGAACUCAAGGACGCUUGCAGACACUAUAUAGGAGAAGCCAUUGGCAAGGAAAAUAAGGAAAAGGUUGAGAAAAUGAAGGACAGUGGAGCUACAAAAGAAGAAAUUUCCGCGAAAGUGGAGGAAUUCAUCAGCGCCAUUGCUGAUGAGAAGAAGAGAGCGCAUGCCGAACGUGCUCACAAAGGAUGUAAGAAAAUUUACGGGGUAAUUCAGCGUAAGAGAAGAGACGAGCACGAACAUCAUCAUGAUCUGGAAGAAGCGCUGAAAAAGUAUCUUACCUGGAUGAGUGAGGAUCAAAAAGCUGAGGUGAAGAAAACGCUAAAGGGAGGAGAUCGUUUGGCAGCUUAUAAGAAAAUGAUGGAGUAUUUCGAGGGUACCACCGGUGAGACUAAGCAAAAGGCAGCUACGGAGCUUAAGGCUGCUUGCAAGCAUUAUAUCAAGGAGUUGAUUGGUGAGGAAAAAUCAGCCAAGAUAAAACACAUGAAAGAAAGUGGGGCCACAAAUGAAGCCAUAGCCCAGGAAUUGGAUGCGAUCAUUUCGCUGAUUCCAAAUGAGAAGAAGCGAGUUCAAGCUCAGCAUGCUGCUGCCGAUUGCAAGAAGAUCUUCAACGUCGCAAAGAAAUUAAGAAGAGAAGUGCAUGAGCCCACUUUGGAGGAAGGUUUCCAGAAAUACCUUACAUGGUUGAGUGACGGCCAGAAAGACGAGUUGAGAAAGCUUGAAGCAAACAAGGAUCGCGAAGGAAUCUUUAAGAAAAUCAUGGAAUACUUUGAAGGAGCUACUGGCGAGGUCAAGAGCAAAGCUACCGAGGAACUUAAAGAAGGCUGCAAACAUCACAUUACCACCUUAAUUGGAAAAGAAAAAGCGGAUGAGUUGAAGAAACUGAAAGAUACGGGAGUAACCGACGCAGAAAUGGCGAAAAAAGUUGACGAAGUUAUAGAAACAAUCACAGAUGAAGAGAUCAAAGCAAAGGCGAAGAAAGCAGCAGCCGGUUGUCAUAAAAUUUUCGGCGUCACUAAAGCGCGACGUCAUCUUGCCGCAAGACGCUUCCGAAAAUCCUACAAAUCUUAUCUCAGUUCUGGAUUAUUCUUCUAAUUGAAUAAGCACAACAAUUCACGUGUCUGUAUUGUUGGAGUAGCAAUGUUUGUAGUUCUUUAUUGUGUUCACUUUUGAGUAGUGACCUGUCUGUUUAGCUCAGUGCAAUGAUUUUCUCGCAAUAAAUAAAUUUUAUAACAAAG